UUAUGGAGAAAAACAGUGGAAGAAAAUGGGGUUGAAAGCCACCGAGAAUUAGGUUAGGAUGGCUUUCGGAUUGAUGAUUGGGGAUCUUCAUGGUUGUUUCUUUAGUUUCUACAGUUCCCUUUGCUCAAUAUCAUCAAAAGGUGAAUUUGUCGUGGCUUUCCAGUAAGGAUAGAAGCAGUGCCAUCAAUCUAAAUUCAAUUUUGUCCCCAGGGGAACAUCCUUUCCAGGUAAAAUUCACUUUUACCCUGAUAAAAUAAUUUUUAGGUAUGAUGUUAUGAACUGAAAUGCACUUCACAUCAGUCCUGCCAAUUGGAAAUAUGCUACAGAGCAGAAUUUGUGAAGAAGCUUCCAGAUAAAGUUAUUGCUCAACGUGAACAUUCCGGUCAUAUUAGCUACUGGUUUCAUUGUCAACAUUCUGAUGGAAUAUAAGCAGUAUCAUCGUUCAUGUUAAUGGAUCAGUAACUUUCUUUCUUUGGCUGAUGAUCUUUUUGUAAGUGAUGGCACGGCUAACCAUGUACUUUCUCAUUUUGACUGUUAUUAAGAUGAAUUCUCUAUCUCUCUCUUUCUUGUAAUUAUGAUCUAAAUCAUUUUACUCAGUAGGCUAGCUGAAGCGGUAUUUUGGUAAUAAUGAUAUUAUCCCCUUUUUUUUUCAAAAGAAUAUACAAGCAUCUUAAUUUCUCAUAUUUUCCAGACUGUUCAGUUGUUAUUUCACAGGAAUAUUAACUUUUUGUUUUUUUGAACUUUGAUGGUAGGCGCAAAGCCUGAGUUGGGAAUUGAACCUAAAACUUGGUGCCACAAAGGGUGCAUCUUGUGCCACUGGACUCAAUGAUCUUUGGCAUAGGAAUAUUAACUUUGAAAUGUCUUAUUCCAUUUCUGAAUCUUUGGCUUUCAAUAAUUUAUAUUAAGAUAUGGUCUGUUGUUAGACAUUGGCUUGAGGUGCGAAAAUUCUCCCUUGUGGCACAUUCAUUUGGAGGUUUGGUGGCAUGAUAUGCUAUUGGGAGGUUUUUAUGACUACUCUUCAACAUCAAGGCCUUUAGGUACAAGUGCAACCAAAAAUGACUUUGGUAAAGAGUAGAUAGAAUAUUCAGAGCAAUGCCUUGAACAGUGUUACAAAGCCACAAUUGCUCGUUUGGAGCCAGUGAACUAUACCAUUUGCAACAGCACAUCUUGAUUCAAGAGGACAUGGUCAAUUUCUUAAGCUUGCUUUGCACUGUCAUUUCAAGAUUGAGUAUAAUUAUUAAGUCUCUUUUUUCUGUUCUGUGGGGAUAUUUUUGGUUUGUCUCCUCUUUUUUCUCUCUCUUUUCUGCCAACAUUGUGCUCAAAUUGACAGUGCUUUGGGGCUUGUCCGUCCAUCCACUUCAUUCUCCACUCAAACUUUCAUUUGUAUCUGUGGUAUUUGGAAGGCAACUUGGUAGUGCAACCUCAGAUUGGUCCAAUUCUGAUUCUAUCGCUGCCUGACCUAAUGGUUGAGCGUGACUGCUAAGAAUGAUCCGUUGCUGCUCCACUUUCAGAAAACCUUUCAAUGCAGAUUAUGGCCUUCUUUCAAUUUUAGAUGUUUGCAGUUCAGUCCAACAAAUCAAGCAAACACAUGCUCAACUUAUCACUACCGGCCUAAUUUUUCAUCCCAUUCCAGCCAAUAAGCUCCUCAAACUUCUUGGCUUUUCUAGCUUCGGUUCUUUGCAUUAUGCCCAUCAAGUAUUUGAACAAAUUCCCCAUCCAGACCUAUUCGUUUACAACACCAUAAUAAAAGCUCAUGCACUCUCACCCACUUCAUCUUAUAAUUCUUUCAUGGUAUUCAAGUUAAUGACCCAGAGUUCAAGUCUUUUGCCUAAUCAGUAUACUUUUGUGUUUAUUUUCAAUGCGUGUGGAAACGGGUUGGGGAUCCUUCAGGGAAAGCAGGUUCAAGUUCAUGCCAUAAAACUUGGUUUUGAGAACAAUUUAUUUGUUACUAAUGCCUUAAUUGGGAUGUAUGGAAAGUGGGGUUUAGUAGAGGAGGGCAGAAAGGUUUUUGAUUGGGCUGUGGCUAGGGAUAUGUAUUCCUGGAACACCAUGAUGGCUGUGUACACUGGAUCAGGCAAAAUGGGUCAAGCCAAAGAAUUAUUCAGCAAAAUGCCAGAGCAAGAUGUUGUAUCAUGGAGUACUAUCAUAGCUGGUUAUGUGCAGGGUGGUUUUUUCAUGGAGGGAUUGGAUUUCUUCCACAAGAUGUUGCAAGCUGGUGCCAAACCAAAUCAAUUUACUUUGGUAAGUGCUCUUGCAGCCUGUUCAAAUUUAGUAGCCUUGGAUCAGGGAAAGUGGAUUCAUGUUUAUAUUGACAAAGGUGAGAUUAAGUUGAAUGAAAGACUACAUGCUGGCCUUAUUGACAUGUAUGCAAAAUGUGGAGAGAUAGAAUUUGCAUUAAGAGUUUUCCAUGAACACAAAGUUAAGAGAAAAGUUUGGCCUUGGAAUGCAAUCAUUGGUGGGCUUGCAAUGCAUGGAAAGCCGAACGAGGCUAUCAAAGUUUUUGAACAAAUGAAGAUGGAAAAAGUUAUCCCUAAUAAGGUCACAUUUGUUUCUCUAUUAAAUGCUUGCAGCCAUGGCUAUAUGGUUGAGGAGGGAAAUUUCUAUUUCAGAUCGAUGAAGUGUGAUUAUGGGAUAAAGCCAGAAAUAGAGCAUUAUUGUUGUAUGGUAGAUCUACUGGGUAGGGCUGGCCUAUUGAAGGAGGCUGAAGACAUGAUUUCAAGUAUGCCUAUGACUCCAGAUGUGGCAAUUUGGGGUGCGCUACUCAAUGCUUGUAGAAUCCAUAAAGAUGUGAUGCGGGGACACAGGAUAGGCAAAACAAUUAAGGAAUUGGAUCCUGACAAUAUUGGUUGUAACAUUCUACUGGCCAAUAUCUAUUCUAUGUCUGGAAGAUGGACUGAAGCAAAAAUGUUGAGAGAGAAUGGAGUCAAUUGGGGAAGAAAGAAAACUCCUGGAUGCAGCUCAAUUGAGCUGAAGGGCAUAUUCUAUCAAUUUCUUGUUGGAGAUAGAUCCCACUCUCAAACUAAAGAGCUAUAUUCAUUUUUGGAUGAGAUGACUUCCAAGUUGAGGAAUGCUGGUUAUGUUCCAGAAUUUGGUGAACUUUUGCUUGAUAUUGAUGAUGAGGAAGAUAAAGAGACAGCUUUGUCCAUACACAGUGAGAAGUUGGCUAUAGCUUUUGGGUUGAUGAACACAGAACCUGGAACAUCCCUUCGCAUUGUGAAGAAUUUAAGAGUUUGUUGGGAUUGCCAUCAAGCAACAAAGUUCAUUUCUAUGGUUUAUGACCGAGUAAUUAUAGUCAGAGACCGGAUUAGGUAUCAUCACUUCAAAGAUGGAAUCUGUUCUUGUAAUGAUUAUUGGUAGAUGCAAACAGUGCUAGUUUGUUUAUAUGAUUCAUCAUAUUGGUGCACUAUUAGUGUAUUGCUCAGACUACCUUGAUUUGCCGUCAGCUUCAUUGUCAACAAUUGCUAUGUCUGAAUUUUUCACUUUGUUAUUGAUGUGCUUUCGGGAACUUGAGAGAAAACCUCAAUUGCACUGCCUCGAACUUUUCCUGUUGCAUUUUCUCCGUGUAUGGCGAUGUAAAACAGAUUCUACUGGACUCAUCCCUAAAACAUCAUUGCUGAUAGGUCUUCCCCGGUUGUCGGACUCAUCUUAAGUUUACUUACAAGGGAAUUCUUUAAAGUAAUAAAAUAAAUGUAGACACGUGUUUGAACCUCUUUUCCUCUCCGGCUCACCUCUUUUCUUAGGCUUGUCACUAUUGUUUCAGCCAGAGCAAGGUCGAAUUUAAUUGAUGCCUCAAUUUUCUUCGUGUGGGGAUUGUUACAUUCAGUUUGACUUGCAGUCUUUUUCCAACCAAAUCUCAAGCUUUAUAAGUUCCAGAUUAUAUAUGUAAGCAGUUGAAUCGCAGGUUUAUCUCUAAGCAUCUGACCAAAUGCUUGAAGCUCAUUUGCAUUUGAACUAUUAUGUAGGUGUGAAUGGGCUUCAAAAUUGAAGAUAUUGUGUCGGUUGAUUGAUGACUGACAUAUAUCAGUUACAUUUAAGACGUUGUCUGUUUCUGAUGCAUAACUUGUUUCAAGAAUUGCGGUCUAUCUCAUCAAAAGUUGUGUUCUGGCUUUGACUAGUGAAGGCGAUUUGUAAUGCCAACUUCAGAACAGGUGCAUACAUAGAGUUAUUUGACUUAUGAUAUAUAAUAGAUUCGUGAUAAUCAUGUAUUCCUUUUUGGUAUUUAACAAUCCCUGUGUUUGUGAGAAAUGUAAUUAAUGCCUUGAAGAUGUGUGCGCUAUGCACUAAAAUACAGACUCGAAACUUUAGAUAGGCAAAGAGACACAAGAUCAAAGAACUUCUAAUUACUAUUGUUUAGUUGUGACUA
Neltuma alba is the source of this 4363-nucleotide messenger RNA. Its product is annotated as pentatricopeptide repeat-containing protein At3g62890-like. Lineage: Eukaryota; Viridiplantae; Streptophyta; Magnoliopsida; Fabales; Fabaceae. Bases 1486 to 3357 code for a protein of 623 amino acids. Gene Ontology annotation, biological process: RNA modification. The transcript is spliced from 5 exons. The record is from RefSeq and is a predicted model, not a curated record. Gene Ontology annotation, molecular function: zinc ion binding; RNA binding; protein binding.